Dermacentor andersoni is the source of this 7799-nucleotide messenger RNA. RefSeq names its product beta-1,4-glucuronyltransferase 1-like. Gene Ontology annotation, biological process: protein O-linked glycosylation via mannose. The record is from RefSeq and is a predicted model, not a curated record. Gene Ontology annotation, cellular component: Golgi apparatus. Gene Ontology annotation, molecular function: glucuronosyltransferase activity. NCBI's taxonomy places the organism in Eukaryota, Metazoa, Arthropoda, Arachnida, Ixodida, Ixodidae.
CAUUUGCCGCGAAACUCACUUCGAGCCCCUGGAUUGGUUAGAAACCACACUCUCGAGCAAGCGCGCCGCGCCAGAGUUAGUCUCGAACGCAAAAACUCACCUUUGUCAAUGAAAAAAGAAGAGAAAAAUAUUAAAAACAUUCCUCCUCACAAAAGUGCGGAGGAGGGAGCAAGAAGCGGCGUGCGUAGAGUCGCCGACGGCUGUCGGUCGUGUGUCGCUCGCGCGCUGGACGGGCGUGCAUUGUGGACGAUGAUCCGGUGUUGUGCGCGGUAGCCGAGCCGCUACUCACGGAUUACCAUGGUUGCUUCUAGUCUCCGUCGCACCCGGCACUUCGGAACGCGCCGCACUCGGUCACGGACGGCCAGCGACCACCGAGUGUGAGAAACAAAAAAAAGGGCAGCGGCUCGCGAGCCUCGCCGGCCCGGCGUGGUCGUCCAGCUGGCGCACCGAUGUCUCGGCGCACGCGAGGCUCUGAGUGGCGGCCGGAGGAGGAGUGGACAUCGGCUCGUGUAGCAUGAUCAUCGUCUGCUUGACAUGCCUUCCAUCUGGAGGAGCCUCAUCGUGCUUCUCGUCCUCGUCAUCGCCGUCCUGCAGGUGGUUCACAUCGCCCUGCUGUCGCGGCUCGAGGCCCGCAAGAGCCGCGGCGCGGCGUCGGCGGGCGCCGACGCGUCGCUGGCGCAGCGCGACGCCUUCGAGGACCGGACCCAGAUGCUGGCCGCCAUCCGGCGCAGCGCCGUGCUCGACUCCAGCGGCGAGUUCCACAUCGUCAACUUCCUCGCGCGCGCCGACAGCCUGCUCGGCUCUCGGAACCACGUGCGACCGGACGUGACCCUGGUUACGCAGAGCACGGCCAACCACCUGCACUACCUCGUGGCGCUCAGCGAACGCUGGCGGGGACCCCUGGCGGUCACCGUGUUCGCGCCCCGGUCGCAGCUGUCGCUGGUCGUCGAGGUGCUGGUGCAGCUGCGCCGGUGCGUGCCCGCGCUCAGGUACAACGCGAGCUUCCACCUGGUCUACCCUCUCAAGAGCCCCGGCUCGCACCUUCCCCCGGACGCCGGUUCCAGCCUGCUGCCCGACGACAACAGCAGCAGCGGCGGCGGCGGCGGCACCAACUCCGUCGACGCCACCUCUUCGCCCCUGGGGGCAUCCGCGUCGUGCGACUCCCUGGCCGCGAGGCUCCAGCGCUCGGUGCCCGGACCGGAGAACUACGACCUCGGCGUGUCGUACCCGGUGAACCUGCUGCGAAACGUGGCGCGCCGCAACGCGCUCACCGAGUUCGUGCUGGUGCUCGACGUCGACCUGCUCCCGAACGACGGCCUGCACGGCCAGUUCGUGGCGUUCGCCCGCGAGAACCGGCUGUUCGUCGACUCGCACCGCGACGACAAGACCGUCUACGUGGCGCCGGCCUUCGAGGUGCGGGACGGCGUGCCCUCGCCGCGGGACAAGGCGUCCCUGCUGCAGCGGGUCGAGGCGAUGGACGCCCGGCCCUUCUACCUGGAGCUGUGCUGGAAGUGCCAGAAGCACACCGACUACGAGGCCUGGCAGCGCGAGCCGCCCGGCGACAGGCUGGCCGUGCUGUUCGAGGUGCUCUGGCGCGACCCCUGGGAGCCGUUCUACUUCGGCCGCAACUCGGCGCCCUUCUACGACGAGCGGUUCCGCCAGUACGGCUUCAACCGCAUCAGCCAGGUGUGCGAGCUUCACGUGUCCGGCUACAAGUUCUCGGUGCUGAACAACGCGUUUGUCGUGCACCAGGGACUCAAGACGGCCGCCUCCUUCCACCGCAACAAGGAUGCGGACCAGGAGCGCAACCGCGUCCUCUUCCGCCAGUUCAAGCUCGAGCUGAAGGAGAAGUACCCGGACUCCUCCAGGCGAUGCUACUGAUCGGCGUCCAGGCUCCAGCCGCCGGAAAGGGGCUUCUCUGUACAUUCCUUCGCUGGCCUCCUGAAGUUGCUUCGGCUUUUUCCUCAAGGAGGCUCAAAGAGGUGCCGCCAAUGGACCAGCCGCAAAUGGAUCUGGAGGGAAAAAGGAAAGAUAUCUGGAAGUCUCAAGAAAAGGCAGAAGUUACAGCUCCCUGAGUGCUACUUGGCGGAUGUUGCUGCAUUGGGAAAUGCGAAGCCUUGAAUACCUAAGUCUUCGCUGAUGGAAACACAGCUAUCAAGUCGUUUGUUAUGCACAACUUGCCGCCGUUCCGGCUUGCGUUAACUGUAACGCUGUUUCUCUCGCCCCUCCCCCCACCCCCUAUACGCUCGGUGCGCAAUCUCGGCGGCUAAGUGGGGAGGCAUCGUUGCAACGAUCCGACAAUCGAUGAUCCCAGUGCUUCCACGAUGGUACGCUGUCUUCUUCUACUCGGAGGGAAAAUGGAACUCAAGUGCUUUGAUGUGUGCCGCUCUCUCGCCGUGUAUCUCGCAGCUUUCUGGGUGUUUUCGCGAACGCUAUGGUGUUUUGACUUUCUUCUGCUUGUCGCGUCGCGAAGCCAUAUCCGAAAGCGGCAUGUACCUUAGUAGACAGCGCUCAUGCUGACGGCGCUCCCGCAGACGGUGCUUUUGCAGACGACGCUCUUACAGAUGACGCUCUUGCAGACAACCUUCUUGUAGACGAAGUUGUUGUAGAUGAAGCUUCUGCAAACGAAAUAGCUCAUGUUGAUAAAGAUGCUGCAUACAGUAGUCUUGCAGAAGACGCUGCUGCAGGCGCCACGCCUGAAGAUGACGCUCUAGCACACAAGCACUCCUGCUCCUAUUGUCGCGUGUUCUGCCGCCUGCUGUUGGAGCUGCGCUACAGCAGAUGACAGGGAGGAGACUGGUUCGACCAGACGACACUUCGAUAGAAACUACUGGACACGCCUGAGCUGUGGUUGUUUUUUGUGAUGUUGUAGGUGCUGUCUGUCAAUUGCUUCGUGUGACGCAGUAUGUUAUCACCUCGACAAGUGACUUUAAAGACAUUGCGCUCUUGUCUUGGACAUCGCUUCAGUGGGAUACCCAGAUUCUGAGGCACUGUUCCCGUGCCGUACUCUCUUGUUGUUUCUGUCGUUUAUUUUGUUCAGUACAGAUGAGUAUUUCAGUACAGAAGAGCAGUAGUUGUUGUUCAGCCGUCAACGAAGCGAAGCUCAAGCACGAGGCAACCAGCGCCUAAGCGUAGCUUGCUUUGACAAUUUACUGAAGCAUAUUUUGUGAUGCCUCGACAAAAAAAGAAAGCAGCCAAAUCUCUGUUGUGUUUUGUCCGAAGAUACUUCGAACUGUUAAACGGAAAUAGUGUGCUUAUUGGGUCUUUAUGUUUUUUCUUCGCAGGGAUUUAUUCCGCACUAUAUCAUUAGAUAAACGCUCUCUCCAUAAAUUGACAAUGUACUACGGUUGCUACUUUAACUUGGAGUUGUGAGGACGUGUUCCAGCGGCUGGUGAAGUCAUGCAAAGAGCACGAAUGGGAAUACAGUGUUGUCUUUGUUGGAUGAGCUGAGAAAAAUUUGCUCGAUGUUCAUUCGAUCUUUGACCUCAGAAAAUCGAUGCAUAGGUAUGCAGUUUUCUUUUGCGAUUUGUGGUAGGCAAAGAGAGCGAGCUGAAUGGUAUCGCGGCGCAAAUUUGCAUCGUUUAUGGCACUCACAAAAUGUAAACUGUCAUCUUAAUAAUAAGAUGUCGUGUCUUGUCGAAGGGUGCCAUAACUUCAUUUUGUUUCUAGUUAACCUAGUCCAGCUUGUACCAAAGGCUCAAGGUGUUGCGCAUGACGCAUAAAAAUUGCUCGUUUUGUCGUGCCUUGCUCAUUCAGCCCUAUAGAGCAAAGGUCACCGGCUGUUUUUAUUUUUACAGAUAAGUCAGGCCCGAACAUUAUGUAAUGUGCUUCGGGUAGGCCGAACCACUUGUUGCCUGAGAGAUGUUUAGUUGGUUUUUGUUAUUUCGCGUUGCUGCAUUUUAUUUUGCUUAGCUGCACCUUAUAAUGAUAGCCGAAUUUGCUGUGCCAAUCGCCCCUGCCUCAGGGACUUCCUCGUUGUUCAUUACUAAUGAUAUUCCUCGUUACGGUUUCUCAAGAACGGCUCCAACAAUUACCUUACUACAACCUUUGUUUUGGAGAAUGGCUUACGUAAUUAGCAAAAGUAAGCACAGAGACAUGCUAUAAAUGUGCUUAAUUCGUUUUCAAAACAGAACUAUGGGAUCCUUGAACCUCUCUACUUUCUUGUCACCUAAAGCCUGUCACUGUCAGCCAUCUUGUCAGCCUUCGCUUUCUCUUUAUUUUUCUGCUUUGUAGAUGGUAGUUGCUUGUACAUAGGCUUCUUGAGAUAUGUGCCUCAACGUUCUCAGUGUUCGAAAUUUUGUGAAGGACAGCUUUGUCUGCAAAGAGCCGCCAGAGGGCAGCUCGCAUGCCGACGUACCCCGGUAUCACUGUUCAUCUUAUAACAGCUCCUGUCCUUUGUGUGCGCACUGAAUGUUGCGUAAAUGAGCGAACCCUGUUCUAAUGACUGCUUAGGGUAAGUCCAUCCCUCGAUUCUUGUCAAAUUUCGCACAGUGGUGGUACUUUGUGGCGCGUUUCCUAUUUCCCCGUAGCAUUCGUGCAGAGCUCUUGCUUCUUUCGUCUGGUACAUUUCAAAAGUUCGUAUCCUCUGCAACGGUGCAGAAGAAAUAAAAUGGUAAACUUUCGUUGGACUGGCACAGUGGUGCCAUCUGUCAGUCUCAAGGCGAAACAUGGCAGGUGCUGUGUUUCGCUGCAUGUGGCACAGGUGUCACUUCGUCUUUGUUACUCUAGAAAAUCCACAUUUUUCGUCUGGUCGCAUCACCGCAGACGACGCGGACUUCUGGUGUAUCCUAAAAGUAUGCAUCUUAGCAGACGACGCUGACUUCGGAAUGAUCUUGGAAGUACCAGACGAGCGCUGCACCCAAGCAUGAUUUUGAACAAAAUGUACGAUGAAAUGCCAUCACUGUGUGAAAUUAGGGCAUGCGUGGCCCAGCGAUUUCACCAUGGGAGGUCCUCAUACCUGGCGCCGCCAUUAGUGCUACAUACCCUGUAUGUCCUAUGAUGCCGAGAUUUUUUUUUUUUUUUCAAAUUGGACAAAACGACGAAGCAUGUCAUAACGGUGAUGGGGAUUGUGCCCUGUGUCAAAUUGGUGCUGCCUAAGAAGCAGGUUUGGGAUACCUUCUCAUGAAAGAAAAUUCAAUCGCCGUACAUUGAACCACGAAAUUUUCAAGUCCGCUGCGCGGUAGCUCAUUUAGACUUCGUCUCCGUAUGAGGAAGCUUCAGCUUGGGCCUAACUCCGACGCGACCUAUUCAUAUGCACGUAAAACGCAACAACGGUUUUCUGAAGUAGCCCCUGGACCGAUUUUAAUGAAAUUUGUUGCAUUUGAGAGAUAAUGUUAAAUUCUAGUGACUGUAGCGGAAUUUCUAUUUAGGGCCUCAAUUUCGUUACAGGAAUUUCAAAAAAUACGGAAGUUCAAAAAAAUAGAAGCACCAAGUUUGCAAAUAAAUAAUGCUCUGUCAAGAGCAGAUAUCGCGAUUCUGUAAAUGACAUCUAUUACAUCAUUAAAAGCGGACAAAUUCGAUAUGCCAAUUCAUAUCUUGCAUGAAUUCGUUACGUUGUGUAGAAGGGUACUGCAAAAGUUGCAUUUCCAUAUUACCAAAUUUUUGGAGAAUCAUGUAUGACAUCAAUUUUCUGCGCUUUAGUUGUAGUAUUAGAUACAGUUCACAGAAUUGUGAUAUUGGUUUUCAUUGCGGAGUGAGAGUUGCAAACUUCAUAGUUUCGUUUUCAGAAAAAUUUUGACUGCCAAUUUCUACUAAAAAAUUCACGAUAUAGAUCCGAAAUUGGAAAUCAGCAGUCACCACAUUUUAAUAUUUUCUUUUAAAUGCAACAAACUUUGUCAAAUUUGGCGCAGUGGUUGCCGAGAAAAAUGAAUUCUGCUUUUACAUAUAUUUAAAUAGGAGCACCCGAGCUAAAACUUCCUCUUACGUUUAAGAGGAACGUUUAGCUUGUAUCUUUCCCACUCAAAUGCAUGUGAAACACAAAUUACACUUUGCUGUAGUCAACCGCUGAGCCUAUAUGAAUUUUUUAACUUAUUUAUUCAUGGUAAAUGCCGGUAGGGAACGGGAAGAAACAAAAUUUUGAGUCUUAAUACUCGUCAUGUAGUCCUGGCAGCACUCGCACCCAAUCCGCAAUCGUUCGAAAACAGUCUGCGAAAUCUGUCUAAUUAAAGCACAACGUCAGUUCAUAGUUGUGACGUAAACGGCAUACCAUCUAGUAUGGCACGCUAGUCAGAGGACACUACGGGGUCUCCGCUCUUUGCUUUGGCGGAGGGAACGACUGGUCCGCUCCCUGAACUUGCGUGUCAUCGUCAUAAUUGAUGAGUCACAUUUGUCCUCCCACGCUCUGUAUAAUGUACUGUCUUUGUGACCCUAUGAUCUCCGCUGUGGCGUUUUAUUGUCCUUCGAGUGCAUGAUGUGCACAAGAAAGUGUAGUAAUUAUGGGAGUGCAGCUUGACCAAAAAAAAAAAAAAAAAUACGGCAGAGCAUCUUUCAGAAUUUGGCUGAAAUUUAGGUCGUCGUGGGCCUGUCGUCUUGUCGCGAAAGCAUUAUUUCUUUUCUGUCUCCCCUACACAACUUCGCACGUUAAAGAAGGACGCCAAACUGAGCGCAGAAAUAUUGCUAUCUGAAUGACAGAACAUCUCUGUCGUAACCAUAGGACGGCAGAUCUCGGCGAAUAAGAUUUGGUCGCUAUAGGACAGCGUCCUGAAAACAGCUGUAGGUCCCUAAAUACAACCAUUUCGGUCGUUACGAUAAAAAAUAUUGUUUUUCUACUUGGAGUCAGUGUACGUGUAUAACGGAACGUGGAUAUUGUUGUUCGCUAUUGCGUUCAGUGCAAUAUAUAAGGAAGAAAGCGGUUCAAUCUCAAGCGUUACUUGCGGCAGUUUCUGCUACGACUGUUUCAGAUUUUAGACAGUACGGGAUACGAGACAAAAUUUGAAUUAUUACUGACUGAUCUUUACAACAUUGGUGGACAUAACAAUUCAUGCGAUAAAUGCAAAUACGCUCAUUACUUAACAAGCUUUUCCUAAUUAUUUUCAUUAUUAAAUGAAACUUUAAUAGUAGUCAAAGUGUAAUAAUUUGCCAAAUGUGCUGUGCUUCACACCAGGUUUUGAGAAAUAAGUGCUCAAAAUCUAGCCACUGCAUCACAGGUCGCGUUAAAUAUGUAAGCGUAGUGUAGGAAGAAGCAUUACAAGAAACUGUCAACUAGAACAGGUAUACGUUUGAAGCAGCUUAUAAAUUUGCAUCUGUCGAAAGUAAUGCUAAGGAGAAAGUUAAGGAAAAAAAUUGCGCAUAAUGUACUGUGCGAGUUAAAUUUUCCAGUUACGCGUCUUCUAAAUGCGUUUAUGAAAAAGUUAGCGAACGCUCGGAAACAAGUUGACGACCCUCAGGAAAAUUCUCAAGUCGACCGCUAGUAAAAAGCUUAGUCAGCAGAAAUGAUAAUUUUGUCUCGAAUCUUUUGUUUUUGCUAAUCUAAGACAGUCAAUGCCGAAUGCAGACGACAUAAGCGGGGCAAACGUUUGGACAGCGUUGUUCAGAUGUAAAGCCAAUGUAUCCCGACGUUGACCUUACGUUGGUGCCGCUCCCGGAGCCGGUAGGGUGUCUCUAGUGCUGUGUGACGACCGUUAAACGAUUUAGGGAAAAUUAAGGUCGUCGAGAAGGGAGUUUCGAUGUUUCGUGUCGUUCGCCUGUACGCAGAGGUUUGAAUGGUCUAGAGAAUGAAGUCAUAUCGCUGUUUGUACAGUCUGCUCUAAGUGCGUGUAAGUAAAUAAACAGAGUAUUAAAUGUUUGUCUUUCGAUCGCUC